AUGCCGCCGCCGGACGGUCCGCUUCCCCUGUCAAGUCACGGAGACAUCCAGAACGUCGAGCCCAUCAUCAAAUCGAUCCCCGCGUUGCUCGCGUUCGUCUCCAAAGUGACGGACUCCCUUCCGGAGCCUGUGCCCCAGAGCGACGACGGCGGUGUCGCCGCCGAGGAGGGGAAGGUCGAGGCCAAGGGCGGCGGCGGCGGCGAGGGAGGCUCGAGCUGGAGCGCGAGCUCUCGUGGGAGCAAUGGUACGCUUCGGAAUCAGGCGGAGAAGUUGCGGAGAGACCUCAACUACAUCGAGCGCACGCUGACCAAGUUCAGGAAGUUGGAGGUGGACUUCGGCUCGCAGUUCGAGAACAUUGAGGAACAACGCCGUUCGCUGGAUCAGAUCCUGAGCAGCAUGGCUCAGGUUCCUUCUCUCCGUAAACUGUCUACCUCUAAUGCUAGUGCUCAUCAAUCGGACACGGGGUUCGUGUUUAACGCGUACUACCUUGUCGAUGAAAUGCCGAAACAAGACAUGAAGAAAAAAGUUCUGGGUGCCCCUGCUUUCGAAGAGUUUUUCGAUGACCUCUCGUGUGUUUUUGAGGAUCUCGACCCGAGAUCGAAGCUGUGCUUGCUUUGUUUCUCUCUGUUCCCUGAGAAUGCUGUUUUGAGGAAGAGGCUUAUAGUGAACUGGUGGACGGGAGAGGGUUUGGUGGAUUCCGACGAUGCGAGCGCUGAUGAUGUUUUCAAGGAGCUCAUUGCGAAAGGUUUGGUCGAACCUGUACUCAAGAAACGCAAACUGAUCGGAUUCAAGAUGGAUCCUUUGGUCCGCUUUGUGGUAAUUGCCGUUGCGGGGAAAGUUGGGUUCUUUAGUUUCAAUUCGAUGGGAGUUCCUACUGAAGACUUCUCGUGGUCUUACAGAGCAUGCUUGGUGAGAACUGAAGGAAAAUCUUCUAGGGAGAGGUUGACAAAAAAUGAGAAUGAUCUGGAAAAACUGCAAACCACGUUCAACGUCAACGAUCCUUAUCCUGAUUUUAAGCUGGAUUGGUUCUCGAAGCUGAAAAAUCUCAAUGUACUAUACCUUAGUAGUUGGCAAGAUUUUGCCAAGCAUCAUAUAGAAGUUGAGGGCACGUAG
This is a messenger RNA of Syzygium oleosum, 1113 nucleotides long. RefSeq lists its product as uncharacterized. Gene Ontology annotation, biological process: defense response to other organism. The transcript is spliced from 2 exons. NCBI's taxonomy places the organism in Eukaryota, Viridiplantae, Streptophyta, Magnoliopsida, Myrtales, Myrtaceae. The record is from RefSeq and is a predicted model, not a curated record. Bases 1 to 1113 code for a protein of 370 amino acids.